This is a messenger RNA of Cannabis sativa, 1743 nucleotides long. RefSeq lists its product as uncharacterized. Bases 1 to 1743 code for a protein of 580 amino acids. The record is from RefSeq and is a predicted model, not a curated record. Gene Ontology annotation, molecular function: nucleic acid binding; zinc ion binding. The transcript has a single exon. NCBI's taxonomy places the organism in Eukaryota, Viridiplantae, Streptophyta, Magnoliopsida, Rosales, Cannabaceae.
AUGGAGAUGUUCAGAGAAGGAGGGUCCACAUCACGACCCCCAAUGCUGGAAGGUGCUAAUUACCCAUACUGGAAAACCAAAAUGCGAGCAUUCUUGAGGGCGGUGAAUGAAAGAGUUUGGAUGGCCAUUGAAGAUGGUUGGACAUGCCCAACGAUGAUGGAUAACGGUGUCACCAAACCAAAACCUACGAGCUUGUGGACUCCAGAUGAGAUGGAGAGGGCCAAUUUUAAUUCGAAGGCCAUGCAUGCUUUGUUCAAUGCAGUGUCCACAAAUCAAUUGAAGGUCAUUGCAAACUGUGAGAUGGCCAAAGAGGCUUGGGAAAAACUACGAAUUAAAAAUGAAGGAACAGAUGCUGUAAAGAAAUCCCGCCUUCGUGCUUUGGCAAAAGCGUUUGAGGAUUUAUCAAUGGAGGAAGAAGAAACGGUGGCUGAGUUCCAUGCUAAAUUGUGUGACAUAUCAAAUGAAUCUUAUGCUUUGGGAAAGACUUAUUCUAAUGCAAAGCUGGUUCGUAAAGUCCUUGGAGUUUUACCUAGGAGAUUUAUGUCUAAAGUAACAUCCAUUGAAGAAAUGAGAAAUGUGGAGGAACUGGAUCUUGAUGAACUGAUUGGAUCCUUGCAUAAUUAUGAAAUGUCAUUAACAAGGUGGAAGAAAGAAAAAAAGAAGAUGGAUGUGAACAAAGAAAAAGGGGACAACAAUAUUGCGUUCAUUCACAAAGAAGAAAAUAAGUCUAUCCCAGAUUUGUCUGCUGGUUUCUCAGAUGAAGCUGUAGAUUUGCUGACCAAGAACUAUGCAAAAUUCUUGAAAAAGAAGUACAAGAAACAGUGUUCUGAAGGUAAGGAAAAUGCUUCCAAAAGAAAUCCUCUUAGGAACUUCUGGCAUGGUCAGCAACUCAGUGACAAUAAGAGCAUGGGCAUUCAGUGUAGAGAAUGUGAUGGGUUCGGACACAUUCAGGCCGAGUGUGCUAACACUCUCAAGAAGAAGAAAGCCCUUGUUGCCACCUGGAGCGAUAGUGACGAAGAAAAAGACUCUAUUGCAAGCAAAAGUUCUAAUGAGGAUAAACAGGUAGUGGCUUUCAUGGCUCAAAGUCAUCAGUCUGUUGAAUCUGAGGAUGAUGGAGUCUCCACUGUGUCUGAAGUCGACAGUAAUGGAAGACAAAAUGCAUAUGAAGAGAUGUUUGCUCAAUGGGAAUAUAUGACCAAGCAGAUUAUAGGUCUGAAUAGUGCCAAGGAGCAGAUAGAGUCUGAAAAAGUCAAGCUGGAGGACACUGUUAAGAAUCUCAACAAACUUCUUGAUGAGAAGGAGAAUGAGAUCUACAAGCUUUCAGCUGAACUCAUAAGAGCUAAACAGGCUUUAGAGUUUAUCCCUCCAGGAACGACUGCCAUCAAUCAAACUCUUCAACUUCAAAAACCUUAUGGUGAUCGAACCUCUAUCGGAUACAAGAUGUUGUAUAAGCAAGGAGAUAACUUGGGGGUAGAAGAGUCCAUUACACCAGUGAUCAACCUAGACAAAAAGGAUGACAAUCAAUCAUCAUUUCCCUCGACACCUCAGUCCUCAGACCCCACUAGAAAAUUCCAUGUUCCAUCUGGACCUACCAAGGUGAAGUUAGAAGGAAGAAAAAUUGCCCCAGAGAAUAUAUCUCAUAUGGAGAGAUUCAUCCCAGUGUGUCACUUCUGUAACAGGAGGGGUCAUAUUCGACCCAGAUGCUAUAAGCUGCAGAACUACUUGAAAGCUAUGAUCAAUUGA